CGUUCGUGCGCGCACAAAUGACACACUAAAAAUGACAUUUGGUCAAUCUUUGUUGUAACUUAAAUGUUUGCCUGUUCCUUCGCGUAUAAAACGCUUUCAUACAAGCGGUAUAUUCGCCAAGAGGAAUUAUUAUUUCGCCCCUAUCAAUUUGUUGGCAAAUACAGAUAAUUUUGUCAUUCGUCGUCUUCCGUAGUGAGUAGGGAAACAUGGCUUCUCACACUUGCAAGACAUUUUUGUCCUUUGGUCGAUUAAACAUAACCAGUGUUGGACUGCAAGGUUUGGCGAGCAGGUUGAUAUACACGACACAAUCGCCUAUACAUUCCCCUGGAAAUAAAAAUCUUCCCGAGAGAGGCAAUGCCCAAAGAACAUUCAGAAAGCAGAGACGAGAUGAAGGACCACCCAGGACAGAAAAGAUGUCAGCCGACCAGGACUGGACCAAUGUCUAUCCAGCAGCCACCCCCUUCAGAGCGAGCGCUGUCCCCUUACCUGUGAGGAUGGGCUACCCGGUAAAAGGAGGCGUACCCCUGGAAAAGAAGGGCAACCUGGAGCUGAUCAAAGUGCCAAACUUUCUACACCUGACCCCAGUAGCCAUCAGGAAACAUUGUGAAGCCCUCAAACCGUUCUGCACCGACUGGCCGUCGUCCUUGGACACAGACGCCAAGUGUGACCAGCACUUCCCUGUCAAAGUGGAGACCAGCGACUACAUCUCUGCGGGUCUCUCUCUACGAAACCCCUCCGCCCGUGUUGUUCAUCUCCGAUUAAAGCUGUCCGCGUUAAACCUUGAUGACCACGCCAGGAAGAAGAUGCUCAAACUAGUUGGGGAGAGAUACUGCAAAGACACGGACGUCCUGACCAUCACAACUGACAGCUGUCCACUGAGGCAACAAAAUUAUGACCACGCAAUGUACCUGCUCACCGUCCUUUACCACGAAUCCUGGAAAACUGAAACCUGGGAGGCCGAGAAGACGGUGGCAGACAUGGAGGAGUAUUCCUGGGAGGACAGCCCAUCCCAGAAGAACAUCAUGGACACGCUGCUACGCACCAAGGCGGUGGCAGCAGAGGAUGGAAUACGAGAGCAGCUUCUGGGCAGGAGCGAAGUGCAGGAGUACAAGGACUCUGUCACCAGACUGAAGAACGAAGGUGACAGCGAGAACGCCAUGCUGCAGUACAAAGAGGCCGUCAAGAAAGUACUUAAGCUGUGACCUACAACUCUAAAGCAUUUAUGUUUCAAUUUCAUACCUAAAAAUAAAACGCACAACUUCAGGACCUCUCUCUGACCACACUGUACUUGAUCAGACGCAUGGACCCGCUUAUCUCUGACGUACGGUAGCCCCUCAUCCCCCUCCCUCGCCUCCUCCAGCUCACAAGCACACAGCAACAGCAGCCCAGCAGCAGCAGCACCGCCACACAGCUCAACAGCGCCACCAGCAGGCUGUGCCACCCUGCUACUGACCCUGCCAUGGUGUCCUCACCCCCUGGAGUCGGGCUUCCUUGCUCUUUGACUGACGUUUGGGGCUUGAACGUGGAUGUGGAGAAGGUGUGAUGCUUGCUAGCGGUGGAGAGGGAAGUAGGAGGCGGUGUGGUGGUCCUGCUGGAUGGCGUUGUCACGGUAACGCUGGGAGAAGCCAUGGAGGUGGUCCUGAAUAUGCCUGACGUAGUUGCUGUUGGAGGUCUCUUCACAGUGGCGGUGGUGCUGCUGCUGGUUGUUUGUUUAACGGUGGCAGGAGGCGGCGGAUGAAAGAAUUGCCGCUUGUCCGAGGGCGGCUGCACCUCAGAAGCGUUGACCCGACUGAAGUGAUGCGGGAGCACGCGUACAUUGGAGGUGAGGUGCUUCCCGAACACCAACAAAUCAGGAUCCACACCUGUCAUUGGGGUAAUAAUGGAUAUACCAUUAUAAAGCGCAUGCAGAGGUAGAUAAAGCUGCUCUUACAGACCCUUUCCAAAAAAUUAGAAUGUCAU
Molecule: messenger RNA, 1959 nt
Organism: Dunckerocampus dactyliophorus (ringed pipefish)
Lineage: Eukaryota; Metazoa; Chordata; Actinopteri; Syngnathiformes; Syngnathidae
Gene: mrps35
Product: mitochondrial ribosomal protein S35
Exons: 8
Coding region: 207-1202 (331 amino acids)
Biological process (GO): mitochondrial translation
Cellular component (GO): mitochondrial small ribosomal subunit
Molecular function (GO): structural constituent of ribosome
Source: RefSeq, a predicted model, not a curated record